Molecule: messenger RNA, 326 nt
Organism: Labeo rohita (rohu)
Lineage: Eukaryota; Metazoa; Chordata; Actinopteri; Cypriniformes; Cyprinidae
Gene: ost4
Product: oligosaccharyltransferase complex subunit 4 (non-catalytic)
Exons: 3
Coding region: 95-208 (37 amino acids)
Cellular component (GO): oligosaccharyltransferase complex
Source: RefSeq, a predicted model, not a curated record
AUGACGUGUCUCAAUCCCGGAAUUCAGCGCAAGAGCAUCCAAAUCUGCGGGCAGAUCCCUAAUAAACAUCCCAUAAACAACACAAUUUACUGAGAUGGUGACAGACGUGCAGCUCGCCAUAUUCGCCAACAUGCUGGGCGUUUCGCUCUUCCUGCUGGUGGUUCUGUAUCAUUAUGUGGCCGUGAACAACCCCAAAAAACUGGAGUGAGACUGUGAGAGGCGACAGGAUGACAAACACCACGUCCGUCGGGGAGAAUCAGAGGAUCAAGCAGCCUGUACAUUUGCAUUUUGUAUGAAAAUGAUGUGAAUAAAUUGUCAAAGUGUGA